Anopheles maculipalpis is the source of this 581-nucleotide messenger RNA. Its product is annotated as NADH dehydrogenase [ubiquinone] 1 alpha subcomplex assembly factor 3. NCBI's taxonomy places the organism in Eukaryota, Metazoa, Arthropoda, Insecta, Diptera, Culicidae. The transcript is spliced from 2 exons. The record is from RefSeq and is a predicted model, not a curated record. The coding region runs from base 12 to 581 and encodes 189 amino acids. Gene Ontology annotation, biological process: mitochondrial respiratory chain complex I assembly. Gene Ontology annotation, cellular component: mitochondrial inner membrane.
CUGAAAAAAUCAUGAACGUCCUGCAGGGACUGGGCAGAAUUGCUCACCAAUCGAUCCGAAGAACCAUCUGCACAUCCCUGAUACGCCGGUCAACGUACGAAAGUGAUGGCAAAACGUCCGUGACGAUCCUAAACAAGGAAGCAGACGCUGGGCUAAUGAUCAACUCGUACAGUCAGUAUGGGUUCCGGCUUAACAAUGAUAUGGUAGUGAUUGGGCCGAUGGCUAUCUUCUCCCGCACCGUACUAUCGUGGAACGUUGAAAGCUACGAGGACAUAAACGACGAAUCGCUAAGCUUGUUCUGUGCGAUUGAACCAAAAAUUGAUGUCCUGGUGGUGGGAAUCGGGGAUCACACGAUAACGCCCGGAUUCUCUAAGAAGAUUGUUGAUUUUAUGAAGCGGUACAAGAUUAACGUUGAAGUGCUCGGUACGGAGCAGGCCUGUUCGACGUUCAAUUUUCUGAAUGCGGAAAAUCGCGUCGUUGCUGCAGCAUUGAUUCCUCCCAUGACAAUACGCGUGAACGAGGACGAUCUGAUGCGCAAACAGAUACAGGUCAGUCGAUCGUUUGAGGUGGCCGACAAAUAG